CCCGCACCCGCUAACACACCGCGGCUGCCGCACUCUCCGGAGCAGGGCUAGAGCAUCCCAAGAUGUGCCGCGGAGCGCUCUGGGUGGCCCUGCCUGUGCUCUCCCUGCUGGCCUGCUCCGCGCAGGGGAAGCCACUGGAGAUCCGGGGGCGGGGGUCGGCUGGGGCAGAUGCCCACCGCCUGCUAGGCGGGCCCGGAGGUGAGCGGGAGCGGGGCACCUUCGACCUGAGGAUGUUCCUGGAGAACAUGAAGGUGGAUUUCCUGCGCAGCCUCAACCUGAGCGGGGUCCCUUCCCAGGAUAAAACCCGAGCCGAGCCGCCGCAGUACAUGAUCGACCUGUACAACAGAUACACCACCGACAAGACAUCCACCCCCGCAUCCAAUAUCGUGCGCAGCUUCAGCAUGGAAGAUGCCAUCUCUAUAGCCGCCACAGAAGACUUCCCUUUCCAGAAACACAUCUUGCUCUUCAACAUCUCCAUUCCCAGGCAUGAGCAGAUCACCAGGGCCGAGCUCCGACUCUACCUCUCCUGUCAAAGUCACGUGGACUCCUCUCACGAGCUGAAAGGAAACAUGGUCAUUUAUGAUGUUCUGGAUGGAGCCAAUGCCUGGGAUGCUUCUGGGGGAACAAAGACCUUCCUGGUGUCUCAGGAUAUCCGGGACGAGGGCUGGGAGAACUUUGAGGUGUCCAGUGCUGUGAAGAGGUGGGUCCGAGCAGACCCCACUAAGAGCAAAAACAAACUGGAAGUGACAGUGGAGAGUCACAGGAAGGGCUGUGACAAGCUGGAUAUCAGUGUCCCCCCCAGCUCCAAAAACCUGCCAUUCUUUGUCGUCUUCUCCAAUGACCGCAGCAAUGGCACCAAGGAGACUAGGCUGGAGCUCAGGGAGAUGAUCGGCCACGAGCAGGAGAGUGUGCUCAAGAAGCUGUUCAAGAACGGCCUGAUGGAGGCGGGUGAGAACAAGGACGACGACGAGGAGGAUGUGCAAAGCCACACGGCUGUGAGCUCGUCUUCGGCCAGGCGGAAGAGGAGUGCCGGUGCCAACAACCACUGUCAGAAGACCUCCCUGCGGGUGAACUUCGAGGACAUCGGCUGGGACAGCUGGAUCAUUGCGCCCAAGGAGUACGAUGCCUUUGAAUGUAAAGGCGGCUGCUUCUUCCCCCUCGCUGACGAUGUGACCCCGACGAAACACGCCAUCGUGCAGACCCUGGUGCAUCUCAAGUUCCCCAUGAAGGUGGGCAAGGCCUGCUGUGUGCCCACCAAACUGAGCCCCAUCUCCAUCCUCUACAAGGAUGACAUGGGGGUCCCCACCCUCAAGUACCACUACGAAGGGAUGAGCGUGGCCGAGUGUGGGUGCAGGUAGUGCUGGCCCGUGGGUGGGGGAGGCAGGGUGGAGGGGGCUCCUAGUGAGAGGUCCUGUGUCCUGCUGGGCAUGACAGAGACUAAGUCCACCUGGGUGGCAGCCUGGAGAAGGAAGGGGAGCCACCAGGUCCUUGUGGUAAAGACCUGCUCUCCCUCUCACGGCCCACCCCAAGCACACACCACUGGGUUGAACUGCAGGGGAGGGGAUGCCGACGGGCAAUGGGGGUUUGGGGAGAAGAGGAAA
This is a messenger RNA of Orcinus orca (killer whale), 1601 nucleotides long. RefSeq names its product growth differentiation factor 2 (gene GDF2). The record is from RefSeq and is a predicted model, not a curated record. Gene Ontology annotation, molecular function: cytokine activity; growth factor activity. Gene Ontology annotation, biological process: BMP signaling pathway; SMAD protein signal transduction. The transcript has 2 exons. Lineage: Eukaryota; Metazoa; Chordata; Mammalia; Artiodactyla; Delphinidae. The coding region runs from base 63 to 1358 and encodes 431 amino acids. Gene Ontology annotation, cellular component: extracellular region.